Phacochoerus africanus (Common warthog) is the source of this 2192-nucleotide messenger RNA. It is a transcript of the gene PKMYT1, whose product is annotated as protein kinase, membrane associated tyrosine/threonine 1. The transcript has 8 exons. Gene Ontology annotation, molecular function: protein kinase activity; ATP binding. The record is from RefSeq and is a predicted model, not a curated record. NCBI's taxonomy places the organism in Eukaryota, Metazoa, Chordata, Mammalia, Artiodactyla, Suidae. Bases 443 to 2059 code for a protein of 538 amino acids. Gene Ontology annotation, biological process: protein phosphorylation.
GUUCCUGGGCGGGGCCUCGAGGCCGGUUUGGAAUUUUUGGCGCGAGCUGGCUCCGCGCGCGUUCACGGGCCGUUCCCAGUCCAGAGAGUCCUCCCCGCCAGCGUGGGGAGCGGUCCACCGAAGACCCCGGCCAGCCUGACCGCUCCGGGGAUCCCCGCUCCCUCAGCAGGCCGGAAUCCGGGACCUCGCUGAGCUGCGUCCCGCCCACCCGCCCCAGGGUUUGCGCCCACGGAGGUGACUCAGCUGUGGCCCUGCCCAGGAGGAACUCACAGUCUAGUGCAGUGGACCGUGCUCAGCAGAUGUGCCCAGCCCAGUGAGAGGGUGAGGCCCCUGAAAGCUGCAGAGGUCGUCGCGGCCUGGCCUCCGCUCAGGACCACCCUGGAUUCACCCGGAGCCCCUGAUCCUUCUACCUCCCCUGUCCCACCCCCAAAGCUGUUUGGCCAUGCCAGGGGUGCUAGAACAGGCUCCUGUGCUGGACAUGCCUGUGCCCACAGAGGGCACCCCGCCGCCCCUGAGUGGCACCCCGGUCCCGGUCCCAGCCUACUUCCGGCACGCAGAACCUGGCUUCUCCCUCAAGAAGCCCGGGGGGCUCAGUCGGAGCCUCCCGCCCCGGCCCCCUGCCAAGGGCAGCAUCCCCAUCAGCCGCCUCUUCCCUCUUCGGACCCCGGGCUGGCACCAGCCUCAGCCCCGGCGAGUGUCGUUCCGAGGCAAAGCCUCUGAGCUCCUGCAGAGCCCUGGGUACAACCCUAAUCGGCCGGAGUCCUUCUUCCAGCAGAGUUUCCACAGGCUUGGCCGCCUGGGCCACGGCUCCUAUGGAGAAGUCUUCAAGGUGCGCUCCAAGGAAGACGGCCGGCUCUACGCGGUGAAGCGCUCCAUGUCCCCAUUCCGGGGCCCCAAGGACCGGGCCCGCAAGCUGGCCGAGGUCUGUGGCCAUGAGAAGGUGGGGCAGCACCCGCGCUGCGUGCGGCUGGAACAGGCCUGGGAGGAGGGCGGCAUCCUGUACCUGCAGACAGAGCUGUGCGGGCCCAGCCUGCAGCAGCACUGCGAGGCCUGGGGUGCCGGCCUGCCCGAGGCCCAGGUCUGGGGCUACCUGAGGGAUGCCCUGCUGGCCCUGGCCCACCUGCAUGGCCAAGGCCUGGUCCACCUUGACGUCAAGCCCGCCAACAUCUUCCUGGGGCCCCGGGGCCGCUGCAAGCUGGGUGACUUUGGGUUGCUGGUGGAGCUGGGUGCAUCCGGAGCCAGCGAGGCCCAGGAGGGAGACCCGCGCUACAUGGCCCCCGAGCUGCUGCAAGGCUCUUACGGGACAGCGGCCGACGUGUUCAGUCUGGGCCUCACCAUCCUGGAAGUGGCGUGCAACAUGGAGCUGCCCCAUGGUGGGGAGGGCUGGCAGCAGCUGCGCCAGGGCUACCUGCCCCCCGAAUUCACUGCUGGCCUGUCUUCUGAGCUGCGGUCUGUCCUCGUCAUGAUGCUGGAACCUGACCCCAAGCUGCGGGCCACAGCUAAGGCCCUGCUGGCCCUGCCCAUGCUCAGGCAGCCGCGGCCCUGGAGCGUCCUGUGGUACAUGGCCGCCGAAGCCCUCAGCCGAGGGUGGGCCCUGUGGCAGGUAAGCUGGCGGAGGUGGCAGCCUGUCCUACUCUGCUCCCUGGCCCCAGGGCCUGCCCAGCCUCCCUCGGCCCCCUGUUCCCCACAGGCCCUGCUCGCCCUGCUCUGCUGGCUCUGGCACGGGCUGGCUCACCCCGCCAGCUGGCUGCAGCCUCCAGGUCCGCCGGCCACCCCGCCUGGCUCACCGCCCUGCAGCCUCCUCCUGGACAGCAGCCUCUCCAGCAACUGGGAUGACGACAGCAUAGGGCCCUCGCUCUCGCCAGAGGCCAUCCUGGCCCGCGCCGCUGGAAGCACGUCCACCCCCCAUGGUGGCUCUCCUGCCCCCCGGAGCAGGUACGCGCUGAGGGAUGCUCUGGACCUAAGUGACAUUGACUCAGAGCCACCUCGGGGCACCUUCCCCUCCUUUGAGCCUCGGAACCUCCUCAGCCUGUUUGAGGACUCACUGGGCCCCAGCUGAGCCCAGAGGCCCAGGCUGGGCACUUUUAACAUUUUAGCCCCUCCCCUCCAUCCUCCUGGAGCCUGGGGUCCCUCUGGGAACUCCAGGGGUCCCUUCUGUCUGGCCACAUCUAAUAAAAGGUAUCUGAAUCUCA